Messenger RNA from Eublepharis macularius, 729 nucleotides. RefSeq names its product killer cell lectin-like receptor subfamily B member 1B allele C. Bases 1 to 729 code for a protein of 242 amino acids. The record is from RefSeq and is a predicted model, not a curated record. The transcript has 6 exons. NCBI's taxonomy places the organism in Eukaryota, Metazoa, Chordata, Lepidosauria, Squamata, Eublepharidae.
AUGGAGGAAGAAAUAGUCUAUGCAGAUGUCAGCUUACCCGUGCAGGCAUCAUCCUCAAGAAACUUGGUUUCAGCUCAAGAUUCAGAUCCCCGACCUUGCCCACGCUGGCAACGGAUUGUGAUGUGGUCUGGAUUGGCUGGAAACAUCAUACUGGUGGCAGCAGUGAUAGCGAUGGGAGUUUGGGGUAGGAAUAAGAACAAAGAACCAGUCUGGGAAUCCAUAUCUCCCUCAGAGCGCAUCAGCAGCUAUCAAUAUGGUCACAUUGGAGGUGAAGGAGACAGAAUAUUAGCGGAUUUCAAAUCUAGACUAAAAGAGGAUUUGUGUGUCAAUUCAACAUCAACAGAGAAUGGACGUUGCAGACUGUGUCCCUUGAUGUGGAAGCUGAACAAGGAUAAGUGCUACUGGAUUUCUAGCACAACUCAGUCCUGGGAGAAAAGCAAUAAAGACUGUGAAGCAAAGCGGUCUCAGCUACUAGACGGAUCUGAACUGGAAGCAGAGAAGGAAUUCAUCCAGAAAAAUACAAAUGCUGCUGUAUGGAUUGGACUUCAUUUUCUGCUGCCAAGGCAUGAGUGGGUCUGGGUAAAUGGCUCUCCACUGAACCUGACACAGUAUCCAGACUGGCCCUCUGAGAAGGACGACUGUGGUACUUUGAAAGGGAAUAAGAUCAAUCAUGAAAAAUGCAGCCAAGAUCUUCACUGGAUUUGUCAGAAAAAAUCUGUACUCAUUUGA